Cebus imitator (Panamanian white-faced capuchin) is the source of this 3421-nucleotide messenger RNA. RefSeq names its product oxoeicosanoid receptor 1 (gene OXER1). Gene Ontology annotation, molecular function: G protein-coupled receptor activity. Gene Ontology annotation, biological process: G protein-coupled receptor signaling pathway. Lineage: Eukaryota; Metazoa; Chordata; Mammalia; Primates; Cebidae. Gene Ontology annotation, cellular component: membrane. The record is from RefSeq and is a predicted model, not a curated record.
AUGAGCGUAUCUGGACAGAACAGGUCCCUGCUUGGCCUCAAGUUUCCUCUAGAAAAGAACACUUGAGCCCUGUUUCCCCCAUCCCCAGCCCACUGGCCCUCUGCCUUCCUACGCUCCACUGGGAGCAGAGGAAGACCUGCCUUUGCUGAAAAGGCUGCUGGCCCCGAGAGAUAAUCGGGACCUUCACCCACCUCUUUACCCCUAAGGGUUUUCCUCACCUACAAGCAAGGAAAACACACCAUCAGGCUCCUCCAAACGCAAAUGGUCCAGGGCGGGCACAGACAGAGGCUCAGUGCAGCUUGUUCUUGGCCUGUAACAAUGCACUGCUCCAUGCAGGACCUGAGAAGAAAACACAGAAUGUUCCCAGAAGGCCCCCAGUCAGAACACAGGUAGCCAUGAGGAGAAGAGUCUACCCUUGUGCCCAGGGCAAGCCUAAUUCAGUCAUGAAAAUUAGAUCUGUUUUUGUGAACACUCGCUCUGUGCCAGGGAAUCCCCUAGAAAUUUUUACAUAAAUUCUCUCCUUUUAUCCUCACAACUCUCUAAGAAGGUGGUAGUACCCGAUUUUACAGAUGAGACUCAGAGAGGUCUGGAAACAGAGCAGCUCUGUUCCCACCCAGGCUGCCUACCAAUGAAGCUUAGGCAGGGCCUCACCAUCCUGCUUCUCCCAGGGAUGUCUGACCUCAUCCUCGACCAAACAGGAGCCCAGGGCAGCCAAGAGAGGCCAGGGGUCACUGUGCCUGGAACACAGAGGCCUGGCCACACACAGCAGACAGCUGACACCAGCUAGCUGGCAGUUGUGGGGUCAGGCUCUGCAACCUGGAACCACCACUCCCUUGGCCCUGCUGCCCCGGGUAAUCAGGAGCCUGAAGCUCUCAUCUCCACCCACGGGACCAGUCUGUGGGCUCAUGAGAACACCUCACCAUGGGACAGCCAGACUUGUACCUUGUCUGGAGCCAGCCCCAGCUUCCUACUCCCCAUUCUGCAGCGAAUGCUGAUGGGGGCAGGGAGUAGGGUGGACAAGGAGCCAUGGGGAAGCACAGCCAGGGAAAAUCAGGAUUGUUCUCUUUGCGGAAGAAGCCCCCAGGUCCCUAUGCCAUGGUGGUAGAAACCUGGCAGCGAUGCCCUCUGCCCAUGGGGCUACUUCACCGUGUACCUGGACUUGGAACCAUCACAGACUUCGGAACCAACAGGAAUCUGGGAGUGACUGCAGGCUGAACUACAGUGGACUUUCAGACGCACAGCAGGCUGGUGGAGCACACACAGGCCUGGUUCCCUCCAGGCCACCAGCAGAACGGUGGAGGUCUUCACUGACUCCCUGCCCACUUCUCCCAGGACAAUGUCCUGUUGGCUUCACAGUCCCUGAAGCCAGAGCUGGUGGGGGCAGGGAGGCAGCCACCUGCCUCUAUAUGCAGUAGGGGAGGGGGUGUCCAGGGAGGGCUGCACGACCCUGAGAGCCACAGGUCACCAGACCUCAGGGCUGCAAAUACUCUCCCCUACCUCACCUGUCUGGACUUUUCUCCCACUUCAGGGUUUUUCUGGGCUUCCAUCUUGCCCCUGCUGAGCCCUGCUACGUCCUCUACCAGGGGCACAACCCCCAGUCUGAGUUCAGAGGCCUCAUGUGGUCACUCAGUCCCUCAGCAGACAGGGAGGGUGCAGGGUUUCCCCUUGGCCCGCAAACAGGAACACAGGGUGUUUCUCAGUGGCUGUGAGAAUGCUGAUGAAAACCCCAGGAUGUUGUGUCACUGUGGUGGCCAGCUGACAGUGACAAUCAUCCCUGUUUGCCCUGAGCACUCCUGCAGGGGUAGAAGACUCCAGAGCCUCUCAGGUCUGUGGCCCAUGCAGCCCAUGGAGCUUCAUAACCUGAGCUCUCCCUCUCCCUCUCUCUCCUCCUUGGUUCUCCUUCCCUCCUUCCCUCCCUCACCCUCCUCUUCUUCCUCUGCCUUUACCACUGUGGGGGGGUCCUCUAGAGAGACCUGCCACCCCACCUCUUCCCCAAUGGUGUCUGCCUUCCUGGCACCGAUCCUGGCCCUGGAGUUUGUCCUGGGCCUGGUGGGGAACAGCUUGGCCCUCUUCAUCUUCUGCGUCCGCAUUCGUCCCUGGACCUCCAACACGGUGUUCUUGGUCAGCCUGGUGGCCGCUGACUUCCUCCUGAUCAGCAACCUGCCCCUCCGAGUGGACUACUACCUCCUCCGUGAGAUCUGGCGCUUUGGGGCCACUGCCUGCAAAGUCAACCUCUUCAUGCUGUCCACCAACCGCACGGCCAGUGUCGUCUUCCUCACGGCCAUCGCGCUCAACCGCUACCUGAAGGUGGUGAAGCCCCACCACGUGCUGAGCCGGGCUUCCGUGGGGGCAGCUGCCCGGGUGGCCGGGGGACUCUGGGUGGGCAUCCUGCUCCUCAAUGGGCACCUGCUCCUGAGCACCUUCUCAGGCCCCUCCUGCCUGAGCUACAGGUUGGGCACAAAGCCCUCAGCCUCGCUCCGCUGGCACCAGGCGCUGUACCUGCUGGAGUUCUUCCUGCCCCUGAUACUCAUCCUGUUCGCCAUUGUGAGCAUUGGGCUUACCAUCCGGCGCCGUGGCCUGGACGAGCAGGCGGGCCCACAGAGGGCCAUGCGUGUGCUGGCCAUGGUGGUGGCUGUCUACACCAUCUGCUUCCUGCCCAGCAUCAUCUUUGGCACAGCUUCCAUGGUGGCCUUCUGGCUGUCCACCUGCCACUCCCUGGACCUCUGCUCACGGCUCUUCCAUGGCUCCCUGGCCUUCACCUACCUCAACAGCGUCCUGGACCCUGUGCUCUACUGCUUCUCCAGCCCCAGCUUCCUCCACCAGAGCCGGGCCUUGCUGGGUCUCACUCGGGGGCAGCAGGACCCCAUCAGCGAUGAGAGCUCCUACCAACCCUCCAGGCGGUGGCGUUGCCAGGAGGCCUCUAGGAAGGCAGGUGCCACAGGGAAUCUGGAAGUACAGGCCGAGGUGUCUCUGGAAAAGGAAGGCUGCUCCCAGGGCUGAGGGCCAGCUGCAGGGCUGCAGUGCUGCAGAGGUAAGGGCUGCUGUGCUCUGGCCUGGAGGGACAAGGCCAACACAUGGUGCCUCAGCCAACCAGAAAAGGGAUGGCGGCAGACUUGGGGCCAGGCUGAAGCACUGGCAGGACUCAGGAGAGUGGCAGGGAGAGAAAGCUGCCUUGGCCUCUCAGUGUGUCCAGAAUGGUGUUCCCAGGAUGCAGGGAAGAACAGAAUGCAGGUGGAGACAGGCAGGGCGCUGUGGUCACGCCAGCUCAGACAGCGGCCUGCACAGCUGCAGGGGCCAGAGGCCAAUCACUGUCACAGCAGAGUCGCCUUAGAAAUUGGACAGCUGCAUGUUCUGUGCUCUCGUUUGUCCCUUCUGAUAUUAAUAAACUUCCCUUUUAAAUAUAUUUAUUUCUAAGACCAAA